CGGCCGGCCACCACACCAGCCGGUGUGCAGUGCACUUCCCAUUCCGUCGUCUCCACAUGGACAUAUCACAUGUGCAGCAGCCCCGCUAACGGACGACGAUAAUAUAUACUCGGCCAGAGAAUCGAACAACCGCCUUCGCGCCGCGUCCCAUAUGUUACGUCCAACUACCGUUUAUGUCAUAUAAUAACGUAAUAAUAAUAUUUUUAUAAUAUUUUUCAAAAGUGGUUUCUCUCUGAACGCGACGCCGAUUUUACAUUAAUAUAUUACAACAAUAUUAUUGUUGUAAGCGUGUGUCUGUGUUUUACUGUUCCGUUAUUAAUUUGGAUAUUUUUUUAAUACCGGUAUCGCGUGUGGCCGUUGGAAAAACUUUAAUUAUUCAAGUGCGUUCAGCGUCUAUGGUAGAAUAAAAUGGAGAACAAAUUUUCAUCUGUCUGGCUUUAAAUUAUUUUAAAAAUAGAAAAACGAGCGGCACAUGCGCCGAGGAGAUCUAUUAUUAUACGGUCUCAGGUCGAAUUACUCGGCGGCAAGGCAGAAAACAAUAAUCGUUCGUAUCUUCACUGCAGUGCUAACAGCGACAGCGCCCUCGCCGACAACCGUGUUCGCCCGUUAUCAGUUUCGCGGCCGUUGUUAUCAGUGACGAUUGUUUUUGUAAUUUUUCCUUAAGUUUUAACUACUUGAAACGUCCAAGAUUGCCCGGGUGCGUUCCGUCGUGCAGUAACUAAAGUUUACGCGCGUGUGUGUAGUGCGGAUGACCAGUUACAGGCGGUCAAGUGCAUGAGGUGGACAGCGAUGGACAGUGCGUCUGGCGGUGGCGGCCGCGACAAUAGAUUCGGCAUGGGUUACGCGUCGAACAUGUCGCUGUUGGAUCCGUCGGACAUGUACAACAACGGCGGAGGGACCCAGCAACGUCCGUCUACAUCACGGACGCCACCCAUGAUGGGCUGCGGUCCCGGCAACGCGGGCGGUGUGCAUCAACGCGGCCUCAAGCGCACCCUUGGACCCGGCAACAAUAUGUGCUACGAACCCACUGAUCACCAUCGAUUGGUCGAAGACAAUUUUUCUCCGCCUGCCGUUAAAGAUGUGUCACCGUCAAACGGUAAGAAGACUAAGGGCCGAGUGAAAAUUAAAAUGGAAUACAUUGAAAACAAGCUCCGAAGGUACACUACAUUCUCGAAGAGGAAGACUGGAAUUAUGAAAAAAGCAUAUGAACUGUCCACGCUAACGGGUACACAAGUAAUGUUGUUAGUGGCCUCUGAAACGGGUCACGUAUACACAUUUGCCACUAGAAAGUUACAGCCCAUGAUUACGUCUGAAGCGGGCAAGGCACUGAUCCAGACAUGUUUGAAUUCACCGGACCCGUGUCCGUCUUCGUCAGGUGCCAAUUCUGGCGAUCAACGCAUGUCAGCUACCGGUUUCGAAGAGACAGAUUUAUCAUACAACAUAGGGGACGACCACGAUUCCAAAGAAACCGACGGGAUGAGCUCAAGAGCGUCGGACAGCGGCGCAGAGUCUAGCGGGUCGGAGUCACCGCCUCCUGCCGCCGUGUCGGACGUCGCCCGGUCGCCGCCGUCUUCCUCUGCCGCGGCAACAGCGGCUGCCGCCGCUGCGUCUCCCGGAAUUUUCCGAUUGUCUACCAGCAACGCGGAACUAGUGUACUCGAACUUGGCCGCCAUGGUCAACUCGUCGGCUGCCGGGCCCCAACAGGCUGCGGUUCUGUUCCGGCUGGGUCAGCUGGGCAGGCAGUUGCAACAGGCGUCGUCCGGUCAACAGCCGUUCAUUCUCUCCAUGCCGAAUCCGCCAGCAGCGCACCAGACGCCCGCCGAUCUCAGCAGCAAGUCUUCCCGGAACAAACCGUCCGAAGUACAAAAUCCUUAGGGUCAACAAAAUAAAGAAAGAAAAAAAACUAACAACGACAAUUAUUGAAAAAAUAGCUAAACGAAAAUCACAAUCACAUCUCGGAGAAGUCUUGACCUUGUUCGCUACGUCAGAUAUUUUAUUGAUAAUAUUAUAUCUACACUAGAGCCCCGCUGAUCACAGAAGAAACAUAACGCGUACUUGUCCGGAAGAAAUUUGUGUGUUUAUUAAGAUAACAAUAAUUAUUAAAACGACAUAUUAUUUAUAAUAUAUAAUUUAUAUUCCGACAGGGAUAACGGAUUUUA
Molecule: messenger RNA, 2159 nt
Organism: Adelges cooleyi (spruce gall adelgid)
Lineage: Eukaryota; Metazoa; Arthropoda; Insecta; Hemiptera; Adelgidae
Product: serum response factor homolog
Exons: 4
Coding region: 775-1875 (366 amino acids)
Biological process (GO): positive regulation of transcription by RNA polymerase II
Molecular function (GO): protein dimerization activity; DNA-binding transcription factor activity, RNA polymerase II-specific; RNA polymerase II cis-regulatory region sequence-specific DNA binding
Source: RefSeq, a predicted model, not a curated record